AGGCAGGCCCGUCAACGCUAGAUCAUGGCGUCCAGAUCAGACAGUGGGAACGAGACCCGCGGGUCCUCAGAGUCAGAUAACUCCUCCACGCCCACGCCCACCAGGGAGCUGCAGCAGCAGCACGCCCGCGAGAGGCUCCACGCCCGCGAGGUCCAGCUACACCAGCACCAGCAGCGUCCUAAACCCCUACACAUCCCGUCCAGCACCCGCGUGUUGGUGAUCCCUGUGCCGCCCCUCGCCCGCCCACACACCUCCGCCCACCGCUGCACGCCCACCACCAGAACCACCUCGCUGACCACGCCCACAGUCAGAACCACGCCCACACCCAACUCCAGAACCAGUCUCAUACUAGCCUCAACUACUAGAACCACCCCAAUAGCCACUCCUACAAUUAGAACUACGCCCACACCUCAGAGAUCUACGCCUACGGUAACGCCCUCGCAGAGAACCACGCCCACGCUCUCGCAGAGGACCACGCCCACCUCCUCCCAGAGGACGACGCCCAUAGCGCGCCCCGCCCUGCCCUCCAGACUGACUCCGUCGUCUGUGAGGCUCACUACUCCUACCUCACACUGCCACCGCCCACAGCCUCUACGACCCCUACCUAGGAGGCCAGCGUGUGUGGGGAUGGGGUCAGCGGGGUCGGUCCACGCCGGGGCGCCCCUGGGGCCGCUCACAUCCUGCAGGGGGCGACAGCGGAACAGCGUGGCCGUCGUGGACUCCCGCGACCACAUCUACGAGGAACUGGAGAUGUGUAGAGGACCCCCCCAGCUCGCUCCUGUCUCUGGCGUCCUCCCCCAGGGCAAGGUGGUGAUCCGGCCCAUCGCCUUCAAGCCUGUGGCGUCGACGGGGGUGCACGGGGGCGUCUCCCCCCAGUCUGGAUGUGGGGUCAACCUCGGGGCGUCAACGGUGGGCGUGAUGGUGAGCACGCCCACGGGAACCACGCCGCCCUCACGCCCAGACCCACGCUACACCUCCACGCCCACGCUGGCCAGGGGCGGCAUGCACCACUAUGGUAGCAUGGGGGACCUGAAGACAAUGAGCCACAACAGCUACUCUCUGGACCGGCGAGUGCUGGCAACUCCCGUGUCAGCAAGAGGCUACUACGACCAUCACAACAACGACAACAACAACAAAUACAACAGCCUGACUAAGCUUCACAAUAGCAAAAACACCUCCAUGAACAACAAGAACAACCACAACAGCAGCAACAGCAACAGCAGCAGCAACAAGAGUCCGCCCUCCUACCCACCACCCCCGCCUCGACCACCAUCCCACCAGUCAACCUGCAGCAACAUCGAGGACGGUCUCCCUCACCAUCGGCUCCCUCAAGAUAACAGACUCUCCAGCAAUUACGAUAACUCUUACGAUAACAGACUAACUAGCACGUACGACAACGGAGCCAUGUACACACGCGUCAACGGGUACUCAAACAGUGACCUCCCUCGCUACGACAGCCUCAAAAAUUUAUCGAGUGACUCUGGCCACUCGUACGGUCACCACCAUCACCACCACCACCACCAUCACCAGCCUGUGACCAACGGUCUCCAGCAGCGGAUGGGCGGCUCCGUCACCAACCUUACUCGCAUCAGCAACGCUCAACACUGCGGAUCUGUCCAGGGACUUGACCGCUCCGGUUCAAACAUCGGCUUGGACAGAUCCGCCUCAGUGACCGGGUCCAAUCUAGACAGAUCGGGUUCGGUCAGCGGUUCAAAUCUCGGGUUGGACAGAUCAAUGUCCGUCACGGGCUCCAACUUGGGUCUGGACCGCACGAUAUGCGGGUCAGUGGCCGGGUCUAUCAGCGAACUGACGCUGGACGAGCACCACCAGACGCCCUCGCCCUCAGACUCCGGAGUGGCGGAGCUGGAGGCCAUGCUGAAGGAGAAGGACUCGGAGAUCAACACCCUACGAGAGACAAUGGAGCAGAACGAGCAGGUGAUAUUCAAGGUAUACGAAGAGAAGGAGAAGACGUGGGAGCGGGAGCUGAAGAAGAUUAGGGACUUGUACGACUCCCGUUUGAAGGGAGCCCAGCAGAAGGCCCUCAAGGUGGAGCAGUCUCUCACCACACAGACCUAUCAGCUGCAGCAGGAGCGGCGAAAGCUGAUGGCUGAACUGGAGGAGGCCCGUCGUGAACGAGACGGUCAGCAGAGCCAGGUGGAGCAGCUGAGACGAGAACUGAGUUCACUCCGCACUCAGCUGGAGGAAACAGAGUGGAGCCUUUGCCAGAAAUCAGGUGAAAUUUCUUUGUUGAAGACUCAACUCAAAGAUUCUCAAGGUGACCAAACAACACGAGGACAUGAGCUGCUUCACUUGCGUGCCCAGGUUCGUCAAUACCAAACUGAGGUUGAAAGACGUCGUGCAGAGAUUAAUUCCCUACACGAUUUGAUGGGACAGCAGCGUCGAGAAUCUGGUGACCUCCGUUUGCAGCUAGACCAGGCACAACAGCAACAGUCACAAGCACGAGCACAUGACCAAGAUCUUGGCCUUCAAAUGGACAAAUUAAAGUCAGAGGUUGAAAUAAUGAAGAGGGAAAGUGAUCUGCAAAGACAACAGUUUGAGGAAGAGCGUUUAAGGUGGACAGAGGAAAAAGAACGAGUCAUACGUUACCAGAAACAACUGCACCACAACUAUGUUGCCAUGUUUGGCCGUAACCGACAAUUAGAAGAGGAGGUGGCAAGACUGACAGGAGUGCCCCUGCCUCCCACAAAGAAUCUCAGUCCACCAAAACUACCUGCAGUGUAUGCAGAUAUCAGAGAUGCUCCUUCACUGCCUCAAAUUUCUAGUGAAUCUCGGUGCUGACGUGGGCCUUUGUAAAAUGUGGCUAUCAUGGUAUACUGGUCAUGUGUACAGUAAUACAAAAGUUUGAAAUUGUACAGUUUUAGGAUAAUACCUCAGUGUUAAAGAAAGGAUGUGUAAAUUCAGUAAAAAAGGAUGGAGGAACUGGAUUAUGUUGCAGAUAACUGCUGAAAUCAGAACAGAUUUAUAUACUGUACUGCAGGCUAUAUUCACUGUUUGUUGAUGCAGUGCUUAAGAAAUGGUUAAUUGUCUUUAAAGAUGAAAAAUAAGUGCUUGUGGGUUGCUUAAUAUUUUUUAUCCUCUGUGAAAUGAUAUUGCAUUUUAACUAAAUUUUGAACCUACUGUAUAUGAUAAUGGGGAACCAUGUAGGUAUAUACAGAACUUGCAUCAGUAUAGUUCUUGAGUGAAAUGCUAACCAGAGGUCUUCAGAAACAGCAAGAAGUUAUUUCCAUCAUACUCUGUCUACUUUAUCAAGAUGCCUCAGGAUGUGUGUGUGUAUCAGGUCUUGUAAAUUCUUCUUUAUAUAUAUAUAUAUAUACAUAUAUAUUUUUGUCUUCUGCCAAAUUAUGGCAAUUAAAUAAACCAGAUUUUCCUCUAUUUUAUUUUGAAGUAUACAUAUAGCUUGGUCAAAACUCUUAAUUAAGUUCUGUUGUAUGAUGAACUUUCUUUAGGAUGACCCCAUGUAAAUUUUUUUGUACAGAAAUCUUUAAAAUGAAUAUUAGAACUAUUAAGCUAGGAAUAUGCAGUUUUAGUUUCUAGCCAAAGGUUAUGUUUAGUUUGAAUGUUACUUCUCUACAUUAAGAAAAUAUAGUUAAUUUUUAUCAUACAAUACCUUCAGUCAUGUCUAUCCGGUUUUUGUUUUAGUGUAAUUCCAAUACUAAAUGAUUUGUUAUUUAUUAUAUAUGAAAAAUAGUGUACCAUAACUUAAUGGGCCUUUUAGGGGUUAGAUACUUCUUUAAAGGUAAAUAUAUUUAGUUUGCAUUUUAGUCUGAAGUUCCUUCAUUAGUCAUACAAGAGUUUAGAAAAAGUUCAUUACUUGGCAAGUUGACAAAGAUUGAGUAAUCUUAUGCCUAAACAUCAAGUUGCUAAUGAUUUCUUAUUUUAGACAAAGAUAAAUUAAGCAGUAUUUGUUGCCAUGCCAGUUUUUAUCAGAUGAAUAUUAAUAUUUUAUUACUUUCCAUGUCUCAAUGUUUUAAGUGUUUUGAAAUGUUCCUUAAAUGUGUCUUUAUUGUACCUAAACAUUGAAACUCGCCACUACUGGAUAAGUCAUCCUUUAUUAUUUCUCAUAUACAUCAGCCAGGGUUGAAUAUACACUAUCAGUCAGGCUGAUUUAUAAAUUGGCCAGAGAGAAAUUUCUUGUCAUUACUAUUUUUCACUUGAGUGUUUUCCAGUCCAUUUCAAAGUGUUGCAUUUGCUGUACGUGUGAGUAUAUUGUAACCUCAAGGAUUAUCCAAGUUACUGGAGGACAAUUUUUAAAUCAUGUCCAUAGUGAACCAGAUUAAAUUUGGUAGUUUCACACAUUUCAUAAACAAGAAUGUAUUUUUCCUGGAUUAUCUAAUGUACCUUAAUGUGAAGCCUCACCCACAUGUUCAACAAUAUUGGUAGCCUGGCUAGGACAUUCUAUAACUUUUAAAAGGUAUAUACAGUAUAAUAUUUUAUUGGGUGUAUUGUCUCCAGGUUUUGUUUAACAUGGAAAAUCUGUACAUCAAAAGCUUCUCCACUCUCUCAGCUGAACAUACUCUAAAUCUGAAAGAAGUGUGAAGGAGUUAGCACAAAUAAAUGAGAAAUAUA
Procambarus clarkii (red swamp crayfish) is the source of this 4587-nucleotide messenger RNA. Its product is annotated as leucine zipper putative tumor suppressor 3. Lineage: Eukaryota; Metazoa; Arthropoda; Malacostraca; Decapoda; Cambaridae. The record is from RefSeq and is a predicted model, not a curated record.